This is a messenger RNA of Drosophila novamexicana, 2398 nucleotides long. RefSeq lists its product as uncharacterized. The record is from RefSeq and is a predicted model, not a curated record. NCBI's taxonomy places the organism in Eukaryota, Metazoa, Arthropoda, Insecta, Diptera, Drosophilidae. Gene Ontology annotation, cellular component: cytoplasm. Gene Ontology annotation, biological process: regulation of hippo signaling; cell migration; regulation of DNA-templated transcription. Bases 247 to 2382 code for a protein of 711 amino acids. Gene Ontology annotation, molecular function: molecular adaptor activity; ubiquitin binding; kinase binding. The transcript is spliced from 10 exons.
AUAACUUUGCUUGUUGUGACUGUGUGCGCGCGUGUGUGUGUGUGUGUGUGCGCGUCGCCCUGGUGGUGGCUAACAACCCCCAGCAAGCACGGAGCACAACUACAAAGCUCGAGUGGCAAGGGCAGAUCCAGCAAAGUUUUCGGGGUUGCAGACAGUUGGCAAACAAGCUGCGAAUAUACGUUUAAAUACCCAUAAAUAUAAAACGAAAAUAAAAUAGAAACAAUAUUCAAAUAUUGCGACGCCAAAAUGAGCGAUACAGGCGCACCCAAUGGCUAUCAGAAGCUGCCGCCCGGCUGGGACUGCAAAUACGAUCAGACGACGGGCAACUGCUAUUACAUAAACUAUCUGACCAAGGCCAUGCAGCUGGAGGAUCCGCGCGCCGGGCGCAACAGCUACAAGCAGCUGCAAAACGAGCGCUGCUCCACGGAGUCCAUUCCGCUGCAGCACAUGGCACAGAGCUCACAUCACAGUUCACCCUAUCACGUUGUCCAUCCCAGCAAUAAUCUGACCGCUGUGCGUGCCUUCCAGGAGCGCGAACGCGGCCAGCAGCCCGCACUGCACAAUCUGUCGACGAGUCCGCUGCUCUCCGCAUCCUCGCGCGCCCAACUGGAAAUGUCCUCGCCACUGCCCCUGCAGCGCGCCCGCCUGGCCUCGAACAUGUCGCGUCGCUCCACAAUCCAGGAGACAUCGUUCAGCCAUCAGAGCGAGAGCCAAGCGGUGGUCACCAAAAUACAGAACAUGUUUCCCACCGCCGACGAGAAUCACAUACGCUUGCUAUUGAAACGCUACUAUAAUCGCGAGGCCGUCGUCAUCAGCGCCUUGCAGGUGGAGAAGCAUCCGGUUACGAUGCCCGGUCCGUUUGUGACUCCGCCCGCCCAGCGGCAUUUGUUCCACAGCAAUUCCGCUUUCUAUAUGACACCACCGGCGCGUCGCCCGGACAUGGGCGCUAGCCGGAUAACCGUUACGUCACGCACGGCCAGUCCCCUGCCCGGCGGCCGCUUCGGUAGUCUCAUGAGCAUGCAAAGUGGCCCCGGACAGCACAUAGCCGCAGCAGCAGCAGCAGCGGGCAUCAUGCCGCCGCCCGCCCUGCACGGCUCGCCGCAGUGGCGCAGCUCGCCCAAGCCGCACUCGUCGCCCAAAAUGAAAUUGAGAUACAUGAAGAACAUAUUCCCCAAGGCAGAUGAAAUGCUGCUGCUCGACAUUCUGGCCAAUGCGGACAACAAUGUGCAGUUCGCCUCGGAGAAGCUGAUCUCGCUGGGCUAUGCCAAACGCGACAUGCAACAGCCGCACAGGCCCAACAAUCGGCCGCCGCACCUGGACGCGGACCAGAAGUCGGGCAACGAGCAGGGCGUGCAGCACAUACCGCUGCGACCCAAGGAGUACACCGCCGAGCAGAAGACAGACAUGGAGGCGCUGUUCAAGGAGCGAUAUCCUCAGAUAGCUGAGCGCAUCAUCUUGAUGGCCCUGGAGUCGGUCAACUAUGCAGAGGAUCGUGCCAUGCAAAUACUGCAAAUUGUGCAGGACGAGGACGAGCAGCGCAGCCAAAAGCACGCGCUGCCCAAGUCCAGUGCCACGGACAGCGCCCUGACGCUGCCAGUGGACCAGGUGGACGCGGCUGCCGCACACAGCCGCUGCAGCAGCAGCAGCAGCAAGCCACAUAAGCUACAUCGCCAUUUGCCAUCCAUCAAUGUCAUCACACCCACCGCGGCCACCACACAGAUCAUCCUCAGCCAUUCGGCCACGCCCACGCCGGAGUCGGAGCCGAAGGCCGCAAACAUUUCCGGGGCAUCUACGCACUCAUAUGCCUCACCUGCACAGACACCCUAUGAGCGCCUGACCACCAAAAAUAUGCUCGCGCGUUCUAGUUGCUGCAACAACAACAACAACGACAACAACAGCAGCAGCAGCAGCAACAACAACAAUAACAGCAAUGCCAGCAGCUAUUCCUCGUACACCACAUCCAUGGGCUCCUCAACCGCUUCGGCCGGCUCCAUAGCGAAGGCAUUUGAAAGUCGCGCGCGCACCAAAACCGAUUCACUGAAACAGCGACAGCACUCGGCGCACCUGGACAAUGGGCACAAUUUAGAUGCCGGCGAGUUCCAAUCACUCAUCGCACGGAUGGCCACGCUUGGACCCAAUGCGCAGCUGGCCAAAGGCGCCGACGAGAAGCUAUUGCUCGCUGAUUAUGUCACCUGGAACGGCCCGAACACAACGCUCAGCCCAAAGCAGGCGGCACAAGGCGCCGAUCCGGGCCUGCUGGCCGGCGAGCGUAGCUAUAAGCCGGCCGGCAGGAAUCCGGAGCUGUGCAAGGGCGCCAAAAAGGAGCUGGCCAAGGGCAGCAUCUAUGCGCAGGGCAAGGGCGCCAACAUCAAAUGCAACUAGGAGAAAGGCAGCCGGA